This is a messenger RNA of Rhododendron vialii, 1138 nucleotides long. RefSeq lists its product as uncharacterized. Gene Ontology annotation, cellular component: SCF ubiquitin ligase complex. NCBI's taxonomy places the organism in Eukaryota, Viridiplantae, Streptophyta, Magnoliopsida, Ericales, Ericaceae. Gene Ontology annotation, biological process: SCF-dependent proteasomal ubiquitin-dependent protein catabolic process; protein polyubiquitination. Gene Ontology annotation, molecular function: protein binding. Bases 125 to 907 code for a protein of 260 amino acids. The transcript has 4 exons. The record is from RefSeq and is a predicted model, not a curated record.
GCUAUCACGUGGACGCACAAAUUUUCUCACUUUCCCUUCCAUUUUCUUGCCCAAGAAAAUAGAAAAACCGAAAACACAGAAAAACACUCUUCCAAAAAAAAAAAAAAAAAACUCUGCCAAAAACAUGAAGCAAUCGGAAGAGGGUAUACAGAACUCGAUCCCAGACGAUAUUGCCCUCAAAAUCGCCUCAUCCCUUCAGGUGUGGGAUGUGUGUUCGUUGGGUAGUUGUUCGAGGUUUUGGCGGGAGCUGUGUGGGUCGGAUUGUGUGUGGGAGUGUCUAUACAGAGAGAGAUGGCCAGCCCUUGAUUUGGGCAAAGACUCUUCAGCUCAGGAUGUCAAAACCCAUCAGUUUGAUCCACAAAUUGAGCCCUCCUUAAUGGGUUGGAGGGCAAUGUACAUCGACAAGCACAACGAGAUGGAUUGCAGAGCAACAGUUGUGUUGAAUUUUGUGAAACACUGUUCUUCCUCUGAAUCGAUUGAGGUUGGGCACUACCUAUCAGCAAUUGAAGGCCUAUGCUCGAUGCAGUUAGGAUUCAAAGAUGUGCAGAUGUUUCUUUUCAAGCCAAAGCUUAGCGUGCUGCUAAAUUUAAUUGGGUUGCACUACUGCAUUAGAUGGCUUGGAGUUCCGGCUGAGGCUAUCAUGGAAGCACUUGGUAGCUGCCAAAUUUCAGAAAGGGAAGUGUGCGUUCAAUGGUGGAAGCUAGGCAGGUGGUUUUACGGCUUCCGUUUGAGAGACGAGUCUCAUUCUCGGACAUUCUCCUUGUUAGAUAUUGCCCUGGACAAAGAAGAGGAAGUUCUAGGGGUGCUUCGUCGAGGUGCCAUUCACGAGGUGAUUCGUGUGCAGAUUUCUGUUGCAAAACCUGUAUCUACUCCUUGGUCUGUCCAAUCCCCACCAACUCAGAAUUAAGGAGGGUGUUCAUAACAUUCUUCACACAAUGUUUGCGUGUACGUGCACACGCUUGUAAAUAUAUAGACUGAUAAUUUGGGGGUGUCCAAAAGUGAGAAUUGAGCCCUAACCUUCUCUGGAAAUACAAAUACUGUAGAACUGUGAUGGUGUGGGUUUGGAUAAUAUAUAUAUAUAUAUAUAUAUGGUGUGGGUUUGGAUAAUAUAUAUAUAUAAGCAAGUGAAUAUUGAAUA